Suillus clintonianus is the source of this 288-nucleotide messenger RNA. RefSeq lists its product as uncharacterized. The annotation marks the transcript as partial. The record is from RefSeq and is a predicted model, not a curated record. NCBI's taxonomy places the organism in Eukaryota, Fungi, Basidiomycota, Agaricomycetes, Boletales, Suillaceae. The transcript has a single exon.
GAUAUCUCCUAUAUCACCUCUCUCCUCGAUGCAAAUCCAACACUGUACCUUGACGAAAUUCAAGAACGUCUUUUUGAAUCUCGCGAUAUUGAUGUUUCACUUGCUACACUGUCCCGCACACUUAGACGACUUGAAUUUUCUUGCAAAAGCCUUGCAAAGACUGCAUUUGAGCGUGACGAGUUGCUUCGUGCAACAUGGCAAGCCGAGUAUGGAGAUAUUCCGAAGGACCAUUUUGUAUGGAUUGAUGAAUCUUCGGUUGAUGACCGCACAAAUCAACGAGUCAAUGGC